Molecule: messenger RNA, 2124 nt
Organism: Lachnellula hyalina
Lineage: Eukaryota; Fungi; Ascomycota; Leotiomycetes; Helotiales; Lachnaceae
Gene: YOL057W
Product: putative dipeptidyl peptidase
Exons: 7
Coding region: 1-2124 (707 amino acids)
Biological process (GO): proteolysis
Cellular component (GO): cytoplasm
Molecular function (GO): dipeptidyl-peptidase activity; metalloexopeptidase activity
Source: RefSeq, a predicted model, not a curated record
AUGAACGCAGCAGAGCUCAAGAACUUCCUUGCGGACUCACCUCCAAGCGCAGUUACCCUAGAGAUAAAACCCCAUUUUGAGGCCUUGUCGGACAAACAGGCUCGUUAUGCCCACUUUAUCAGCAGAGCUGCCUUUACUGGUACCCGUAUCACUCUCCGCCAGGUGUCGCCGGAAUCUGAAAGCAUCUUUGACUUCAUAAUCGAGCUCUACAAGUCCUCGAACGGCGACUGGAAGGCCAUUCAACAGAAAGCCGGUAUUAACGAUGAAGACUUGCAGUUCUUCUUGCAAUAUGCUACACAAUUCUUGGGUAAUUGUGGCAAUUACAAAGGCUUCGGAGAUUCCAAGUUUGUGCCGAGAUGUGAGGAGAGGGUGUUCGAUGCGUUAGCCGCUAUCUCUCCAAAGGCAUCCAGCCAUUACAAGGCUACCAAUGGUGCAAUUUUCUCCAACAAUAACUCAGGAAUCAUGCACCUAGGAUUUCCUGACGAGGGGCAUAUGACAACGUACUAUCCCGAUUCUAAGGGCAUUACAAAGGCGGAUAUCAAUGCUGUUUCUGAGUUCUUAGAAAAGAAGGGACUCCUUCCGGAAAACACUCGACUUAGAAAAUAUGCCGACGGCAACUUUGACCUACUGAUUGCAUCUGCAGUUACAGAAGUCCCACCGGAAGGCGGUGAUAUUGGAAAAGAGACCGAAUUCGAGAUCGACACAGGUUCAUUGAAGGGUCAUAAAUUGAAGCUAGUCUAUGGUGACUACUCUAAGGAGAUGGGUAUUAUCGCAGGCUAUCACAAGAAGGCUGCUGAAAAUGCCGAAAACGACAAUCAAAAUAAAAUGCAAUUGGCGUAUGCAGAGAGUUUUCAAACCGGCUCUCUCAAGGCAUUCAAAGACGCCCAAAGAUACUGGAUCCGUGAUAAGGGCCCAAUGGUUGAGUCAAAUAUCGGCUUCGUUGAGACAUAUAGGGAUCCGCAGGGUGUCAAGGGCGAAUGGGAAGGUUUCGCCGCCAUGGUCAAUCUCGAGCGUACCCGCGCGUUUGGAUCGCUCGUUGAUGCUGCCGAAAGUAUGAUCCCAAAGCUUCCAUGGUCUACGGACUUCGAGAAAGACAAGUUCUUGAGCCCUGAUUUCACCAGCUUGGAGGUUUUGUCAUUCGCGGGCUCUGGUAUCCCUGCUGGGAUUAACAUUCCAAAUUACGACGAUAUUCGACAAUCCGAGGGGUUCAAGAACGUAUCUCUAGGAAACGUCCUCAGUGCCAAGGCACCAAAUGAGAAGAUUCCCUUCAUCGCUGAUGCAGAUCUUCCAAUUUAUCAAAAGUACCGCGAUGCUGCCUUCGAAGUGCAGGUUGGCAUUCACGAACUUCUCGGCCACGGGACCGGAAAACUUCUUCAGGAGACGUCCAAAGGAAAAUACAACUUCGAUACAGCUUCGCCUCCAAUUAGUCCUGUCACCAACAAGCCAGUAACUACUUGGUACAAACCAGGCCAAACCUGGGGCUCUGUGUUCGGAACUGUUGCUUCCAGUUAUGAGGAAUGCAGAGCCGAAUGCGUAGCCAUGGCGUUGAGUUGUGAUUUCGAGAUCUUGAAGAUAUUCGGCUUCGGAGAUGGAACAACUAACAUGGAUGGAGAGGCUGGAGACGUCCUUUACGCUGCAUACCUAUCCAUGGCCCGAGCGGGAAUUGCAUCUCUCGAGAUGUGGGAUCCAAAAAGCCGCAAAUGGGGUCAAGCACAUUCUCAAGCGCGCUUCAGUAUCUUGAAGUGCUUCUUAGAAUCGUCAGAACCGUUCUGCAAACUGGAUUACAAGAACGACGAUCUUUCGGACUUGACAAUCAAGCUUGAUCGCAGCAAGAUUCUAACCGCUGGACGCAAGGCAGUUGAGGCUUAUCUUCAGAAGUUGCAUAUCUACAAGUCGACUGCUGAUGUGGAGACGGGAACCAAGUUCUACAAUGAUAUGACCCACGUAGAACCCGAAUUCUGGGGCGAGAAGAUUAGAAAUGAGGUUCUUAGGAAUAAGCAGCCAAGAAAGGUGUUCGUCCAGGCAAAUACCGUCCUCGACGAGGCGACUGGCAAAGUUUCUCUGGUAGAAUAUGAGCCAUCCUUGGAGGGCAUGAUCAAGAGCUAUGCCGAGAGGGCUAUUUGA